Molecule: messenger RNA, 1008 nt
Organism: Notodromas monacha
Lineage: Eukaryota; Metazoa; Arthropoda; Ostracoda; Podocopida; Cyprididae
Source: the annotation of a GenBank genome assembly
AGAUUCCAGGUUGGUUCUGCAAAAACGUUCGUGUAGCUCUGGGUUCCGACUAUUGAAGCUUCCCAAAAACUGAAAUGGGACGCGGAAGCGGUUGCAUCCCUGCCGAAGGGACAACGAUCCCAGGAAUUGGCGUCGAAAUCAGCGGCAAGGCAAUCGUGGCUUUGCUGACCUUGUCGGCCUUGGUUGCAAUCGCCGGGGUCAUCAUGACAUCCGUUGGGUUCGCGCAGUCGGGGAACUCGCCGGUGGAACACUAUUCCGGAAAGCAAAAUUUCUAUACCAGACACAUGGUAGGAGAAAGCAAUGGUCUCACAGUCGCUGGGCCCAUUCUGAUCAUCGUUGGAGUUUUGUUCACCAUUCUGUUCGGAGCUUUGUGGAUGAUGAACUGGGAGACUAGCAAGCGCAUUUUCGAAGACCGUCACUACAAUUACCAACCGCAUGACAUGGAAGAGUUGAAGCGAAUGCGACCCGCACCAGAGGCCCAUGAAACCUAUGAAAAAGAGCCACGAAACGGCAGCGGGUCGCGGCAGACUGACGAGUUCUCAGAUGACAGCACCCCUGACCAGGAGGACCCAAAAAAGGACAACCCAAGAAAAAGCACAGGGGUUUAAGCCUACCGUAUUUCAAAAUUGCAUGGUCGGCCAAUCACGCCUAAAUAGUUUUACACCUCCAUAUCCUUUUGUAUAUCUGUCCUCAAGCGUCCCACGUCAGGCAGAGAAGCUUGUUGAUUGAGCACAUGCCACGAACAUGUCACGUUUAUGUAGAUUUUCGGAAGUGUGGAAACUUCGACUUUUCUUUUCAUCGCGCAAAUGAGCGAACCAGGAGGUGCUUGAAUAUUUGUGUGACUUUGCAUGUGGCUUACUCACUUCAAUUAUAAGGCGCGUUUUAGCAGUAACGUGGCUGAAAGCGCUUUUUUCAGGCACCAUUUCCGAAAUUAAUUUAUGAUUUUGUUUUAUAAUCGCUUGUAGACAAAGUCGAAAAGUUGAAAAAGAACACCUUUAUAAAAAAAUA